Messenger RNA from Funneliformis geosporum, 460 nucleotides. NCBI's taxonomy places the organism in Eukaryota, Fungi, Glomeromycota, Glomeromycetes, Glomerales, Glomeraceae. The record is from the annotation of a GenBank genome assembly.
CUCGUUGGAUUACAGAUAAAUCUAUAAGUUGCAUCAUAAACUCAUGCCCAAAUUUACGAAAUCUUGAUAUUGCAUAUAGUAAGGGGGAUGUCAAAGAUGCUAGUAUGUUAAUACAGAGAUGUCUCAGCAUAGAGUAUCUUGACUUUAGUGGGGCCAUGGCUUUGUGGAAUGAUGAAUUGAUUAUAGCUAUCAUCAAAGGAUCUCCGAAUUUAAGACACUUAGAGAUCAAUGGUAAUGAAAUCACUGAUAAGGUUACUGAAGCACUGGCCCAUUCUUGUCAUAAAUUAGAAUAUCUUGAUUUGGGUUGCUGUGAUUUUGUUAGUGAAUCAUCAAUUUGUAAUGUUUUACGUUCCUGUCCAAAGAUCCAACAUCUUAACCUUAGUUGCUGUAAUAUUACCAGUAUGACUAUCAAAGAAAUUGCUCGCUCAUGUCUCAAUUUAAAAUUUCUAGAUUUGGAUGA